This is a messenger RNA of Beta vulgaris subsp. vulgaris (sugar beet), 1549 nucleotides long. RefSeq lists its product as hypothetical. The record is from RefSeq and is a predicted model, not a curated record. The transcript is spliced from 7 exons. Lineage: Eukaryota; Viridiplantae; Streptophyta; Magnoliopsida; Caryophyllales; Amaranthaceae. The coding region runs from base 196 to 870 and encodes 224 amino acids.
AAACAAAACUUCAGUAUUCCAGUUAAAAGAAAGAAAAACAACAAAUUUUUUGCUCAAGGGAUUGCAACCCCUCUGCCAUCUUCAAGUGUUGCAAUCUGGUUUAGGUGCUUUUAACACGACACAUUCGAGCAAAAGUUCGAGCUAUCAUUGACAAAUUCCACAAUUUAGGUCAAUAAUCUCAAGAAAUCCCAUCAAAUGGGUGCAUCAGAAUCGACGCUUUCAUCUUCAUUUAGACAGGAAGAUCAGAUAACUACAGUAUCUGAACGAAUUGAAGAUGUUGAUCCCAUUUUAGAGAGUUUGAAGUCCCUUAAAAUUGCUACGCCUAUUUUGACAGGUCCACCAGCAGAGAGCAGUUUGACUGAUCUUUUAUGGAAUGUUCAUAUUGUGGUCAUUCGCGGGGAUGUUAAGAAAUUGACAUAUAUAGGAAGGCCCUUCUAUUGGCUGCAAGGUGCUUUAGACCCAAAGGUGAUCCUGGACCUUUUCUCCAUGUAUCGUGAUUGGCAAGAGGACAAGGUUCACAAGAUCACGCAUAGACAGGAAGAAAUUGAAAACAAAAUAGAAGUUGUAGAUGCAUUGUCAGUUAAACUUCUACAACGGUAUAACGGCUCUGUAUCUGCCAUGAAGACGGCAUCACUACAUCUAUCAGAAGUUCAUUCGUUGCAAGUGGAGCUUGGGGAGCUUAAAGGGCGGUUAACUGAGGUUAUUAGUAACUGUGAUACAUUAUGUAGGAGAAUUGCUUCUGACGGUCCCGAGUCACUUCGUGCGUCCAUUAAGCCCUUCUCAGCAUCCACUACUGAUGUAAAUGUCACUUCCAACUUGUGUCCAGGUGCUGCAGAUACAAGCCAGCUGAUCAAAGCUGGAGAUCAUUGACUAAGCUUACUUUCUUCUAACUAUAUCAUCUAAUGCUCCCUUGACACAACCAACAUCCUGGAUCAAAUUUUCUUUAUAAUGUUACUUUUUUGGGUUGAGGUAAAUUUUUCUGUGUUCGAGAUAGAUAACCGCAAACUAAUUGGUGGUGGUUUUUUAUUUUAUAACAGUGAACUGAGUCAGUGGUUUUAACUCUUAACAUAAACACAAAUACCCACCCAGUCCCUUGUGGCAUCACCGUGAAGUCAGAGUACCAUCAGAGCCACCUUCAUUGACACAACCUUGAUCCUUGCCCCAUCUCGUCUCCUCUUGUGAUUUUCAGCUACAAGCGCACGUUGAUCACAGCUGUAGCUAGAUCGGUCUUGGUCGUCAUUGAUCUUGCGUCACUGUCCAACCGCCAUGGGAUUGCUGCUCCUUCCCCCUUUUCCCCUUUGUGUUUUUUGGGCAAUUCACUUUGUGGUUGUUCCCUUGUUCUAAACUUGUAAUCUCUUUGAUAUCUAAUUUUAGUUUGAUAUAUUUAGUCUAGAUUACUUUUCAAUGUAAUUAGUGCUGAAUAAUUAUUGCAUUUAAAUAAUUUGGUUAGGUAUGGCCGUAGGUUAGGGCUCAUUUGGCUGAACAGUUUGUUCAUCUUGAUAAUCUCUCUCUUCAUAUCGAAAUUCGAAUGUAUUUUAUUUAAUUCUGA